Molecule: messenger RNA, 804 nt
Organism: Rotaria sp. Silwood2
Lineage: Eukaryota; Metazoa; Rotifera; Eurotatoria; Philodinida; Philodinidae
Source: the annotation of a GenBank genome assembly
AUGGUCAUUGCCGACGCGUCUAAUCAUCGCAUCAUUCAGUGGAAGAUCGGUGAGACGAAGGGGCAAGUGGUAGCUGGUGGCAAUGGCCCAGCAAAUCAAUUGGAUCAAUUGAAUUUCCCUACCGAUGUCCUGAUCGACAAAGAAACUGAUAGUCUCAUUAUCUGUGAUCGAGACAAUCGACGAAUCGUACGAUGGUCUCGUCACAGUGGUACCACUCAAGGAGAAAUUCUCAUUGACAACAUCUUCUGUUGGGGAAUGGCCAUGGAUGAUCAGAGAUGUCUCUACAUCUCUGACGAUAAAAAACAUGAAGUAAGACAAUAUCAAUAUGGAGAGAAAACGGGAAUCAUCGUGGCUGGCGGUCAUGGGCGAGGUGAUGGUCUGAAUCAACUAAACAAGCCAAGGUACCUCUUUGUCGAUCGACAACAAGCGGUCUACGUAUCGGACAGAGAUAAUCACCGUGUAAUGAAAUGGAAUAAAGGUGCAAAAGAAGGUAUUGUCGUUGCUGGGGGUCAAGGCGAAGGGAAUGCUCUCACACAGUUGUCGUGUCCUAUCGGACUGUUCGCUGAUAUUUUAGGUACCAUCUAUGUGGCAGACUCGGGAAAUCAUCGAGUUAUGCGUUGGCCCAAAGAAGCAAAGCAAGGCACUGUUAUUGUGGGUGAUAAUGGUCGAGGAGAAGGUACAAAUCAGUUGAAUGAACCGGCAAGUUUGUCCUUCGAUCGUCAUGGCCAUCUCUAUGUCGUCGAUUGUUCGCACUGUCGAGUUCAACGAUUUUCUAUCGAACAGACGACUCAAAAAGCUGACUAG